Molecule: messenger RNA, 249 nt
Organism: Paramecium sonneborni
Lineage: Eukaryota; Ciliophora; Oligohymenophorea; Peniculida; Parameciidae
Source: the annotation of a GenBank genome assembly
GAAUGAAUGAGAAUAUGUUUUUCGAUUCCUUGUUUUUAAACAAAGUUACAUCCCAGCCUAAAAAAUAUUUAUAGAUUGCUUUCUUCAGAUAUCUUUUUGGAUUUUAGAUUAUACAACAUGAAGAAUACGCCUAAAUAUGGAUCUAAUAAGGUGUUUUUAUAUACUUAAUAUUGAAUUCAUUUUUGAAGCUCGAGGUCUAAUUUCCAAAAAGAUUGUUAUUGGAUGUAUUUUACAGAUUAAAUGAUUGAA